AUGUUCUUUGGGCGCACUUCGUUAGAAGUUGGUGUCUCGUCCAUCUAUCAGCAGCGUCUGGACAGUAAGGCAGACCGAAACCAUGUAGCACUGCUAUAUGAUAAGAAAACUGAGUGUCUAUUAGCCUACGAGUACCUCCAGCUUGCUGCCGAUCCAGCAGUAUACAUGAAAGGUGCAGAUAUGACAUUAAAAGAAACACCAUUAAAGAUACUAUCUCCUAAUUAUGGUGCCACAGCACCAGUGAUGCACAGCCAUCACCUUUGUCAAAUGUCCAGAAGCAGGCUACCUCUCAAAAUGGUGGUAUCGGAUGUUGUUCACAGAGACUUCGGUGCUCUGCAACAGCCAUCAUCCACUCCCUCACGUUUCAGCAUAACACCAAAGAAAAGGAGCAGUCCUUAUGACUACUACAAGAAUGUGGUACACAGACGUAGUCAUACUCCAAGGAAUCAUCCUAUAGUGGAGGAAAUGCAAAAGAAAUUUAAUUCAAUGUAUGGGCAUCAUUUCCAAAAUGCGACAUCAGAUACUUCUUGUGCUUCCACAUCUCUUGCACAUGAGUCUCCAAUGGAAACAGAUAGUACUGAACAAGAAAGCAGCAUACCAAAAUUUAGUAACUUCUACAAGGAAUUUUUGCAAAAACAGCAGUCAACACCUGAAGAAAUGAAAAUCUCAGAUUCUCAUCUAUAUUGUAAUACUGACAAGUAUACUUUAGAAGAAAAUGAAAUUGAAAAUGAUGAAAGGAAGAAGGAUGGUACAAACAAAGGACAUGGACACUUCAUGCUGGCAGAGAAUUUUCUACACACAAUUGAAGAAAGACAGUCAGUAAGCAAUAAAGAAAAUGAAUCGCCACCAGAAUAUUCAAAAACUAAAUCUGACGAUGAAUGUUCAUCAAGUUCAAGUCAAGAGUACUGCUCACAGAAUGACAAUUUUUGCUUUAGUCCAUUGUUAGAAGGAAAGGAGGAUGGAGUGACUCCCAGCAGAGAUAAAAUGACACCUAAAACCUGGACGGUCAAGCAUAAUUCUCCAACUGCUGAUAGCAAACGAACAGCUGGCGGUAAAAUUGAUGUUCUCAGUGAAAGCCCUGCCUCAGAUACAUCAGAAGAGGACAGUAAUAUUUGGUUUGCUGAUGAAGACCACGAUGAAGAUUUAAAUUAG
Molecule: messenger RNA, 1152 nt
Organism: Schistocerca cancellata (South American locust)
Lineage: Eukaryota; Metazoa; Arthropoda; Insecta; Orthoptera; Acrididae
Exons: 5
Coding region: 1-1152 (383 amino acids)
Source: RefSeq, a predicted model, not a curated record